This is a messenger RNA of Penicillium alfredii, 1191 nucleotides long. Its product is annotated as putative pyruvate dehydrogenase E1 component alpha subunit. Gene Ontology annotation, cellular component: intracellular membrane-bounded organelle. Gene Ontology annotation, molecular function: pyruvate dehydrogenase (acetyl-transferring) activity. The transcript is spliced from 4 exons. NCBI's taxonomy places the organism in Eukaryota, Fungi, Ascomycota, Eurotiomycetes, Eurotiales, Aspergillaceae. The record is from RefSeq and is a predicted model, not a curated record. Gene Ontology annotation, biological process: pyruvate decarboxylation to acetyl-CoA. Bases 1 to 1191 code for a protein of 396 amino acids.
AUGUGGACAGCCACCAGGGCCACAUUAUUACCCUUGAGAGCCCAUCGCUCUAUUAGUCGUCGCGGACUUGCUCAAGUUGCCGACAUUAGCAAUAUACCUCCUGAAAAUGAUAAAAAGUUCACAGUACCCAUACCAGACACGAGCUUCGAAACCUACAACUUCGAUCCGCCAGCGUACUCAGUCGAAACGACCAAGAAUGAACUCAGACAAUUAUACCGGGAUAUGACGAUGAUCAGGCGCCUCGAACUAGCCGCCGACGGCCUGUACAAAGAGAGGAAGAUCCGCGGGUUCUGCCACCUAUCAACAGGACAAGAGGCCGUAGCUGUGGGCAUCGAACAUGCCAUCAGCAGGGAGGACAAGCUGAUCACGGCAUACCGCUCACAUGGGUUCACUCUCAUGCGCGGCGGGACGAUCAAGUCGAUACUUGGAGAGUUGCUGGGGCGUCGGGAUGGAAUCGCGCAUGGAAAGGGUGGGUCGAUGCAUAUGUACGCCAGGAGUUUCUUUGGAGGAAAUGGUAUUGUCGGCGCCAAUGUGCCUCUGGGUACUGGCAUCGCUUUUGCCCAGCAGUACAAUGACACAGACAACGUCACGAUCAACCUCUAUGGCGACGGGGCGGCGAACCAGGGCCAGGUGCACGAGUCGUAUAAUAUGGCGAAGCUGUGGAAUUUGCCAGUGAUAUUUGGGUGCGAGAACAACAAAUACGGCAUGGGAACCUCCGCCGAAAGAGCCUCCGCCAUGACCGAAUACUACAAGCGCGCCCAGUACAUCCCCGGGCUCCGCGUCGACGGCAUGGACGUCCUCGCCGUGAUCGCCGCCGUCCGACACGGCCGCGAAUACGUCAAAGCCGGCAAUGGCCCGCUGCUCUACGAGUACGCCACGUACCGAUACGCCGGGCACUCGAUGUCGGACCCGGGCAUCGCGUACCGCAGCCGCGACGAGCUCCAGCAGCAGCGCGCCAACGACCCGAUUGGGAAUUUGAAGACGCGGUUGGUGGACUGGGGGGUCCUGACGGAGGACGAGGCGAAGAGCAUUGAUCGAGAGGUACGGAAUACCGUCGGCCAGGAGGUGCGGCAGGCGGAGCAGAUGCCGGCGCCGGAGGCUACGCCGCGGAUUUUGUUCGAGGAUAUUUAUGUGCCUGGGAGUGAGCCAGCGCAGAGGCGUGGGAGGACGGUUGAUGAGACUUGGUACUAG